AGCCUGGUAGCAAUAUAGUCCCAGGUCUUUCUCUGCCUCUGUGGUGGACAGUGGAGUGUUUCCCAUGUGGUAUUGGUGUGCUGGAUAUCCCUUCACUGGUAGCCUGGUAACAUACACUCCCAGGUCUUUCUCUGCCUCUGUGGUGGAUAGUGGAGUGUUUCCCAUGUGGUAUUGGUGUGCUGGAUAUCCCUUCACUGGUAGCCUGGUAACAUACACUCCCAGGUCUUUCUCUGCCUCUGUGGUGGAUAGUGGAGUGUUUCCCAUGUGGUAUUGGUGUGCUGGAUAUCCCUUCACUGGUAGCCUGGUAACAUACACUCCCAGGUCUUUCUCUGCCUCUGUGGUGGAUAGUGGAGUGUUUCCCGUGUGGUAUUGGUGUGCUGGAUAUCCCUUCACUGGUAGCCUGGUAACAUACACUCCCAGGUCUUUCUCUGCCUCUGUGGUGGAUAGUGGAGUGUUUCCCAUGUGGUAUUGGUGUGCUGGAUAUCCCUUCACUGGUAGCCUGGUAACAUACACUCCCAGGUCUUUCUCUGCCUCUGUGGUGGAUAGUGGAGUGUUUCCCAUGUGGUAUUGGGGUGCUGGAUAUCCCUUCACUGGUAGCCUGGUAACAUACACUCCCAGGUCGUUCUCUGCCUCUGUGGUGGAUAGUGGAGUGUUUCCCAUGUGGUAUUGGUGUGCUGGAUAUCCCUUCACUGGUAGCCUGGUAACAUACACUCCCAGGUCUUUCUCUGCCUCUGUGGUGGAUAGUGGAGUGUUUCCCAUGUGGUAUUGGUGUGCUGGAUAUCCCUUCACUGGUAGCCUGGUAACAUACACUCCCAGGUCUUUCUCUGUGGUGGAUAGUGGAGUGUUUCCCAUGUGGUAUUGGUGUGCUGGAUAUCCCUUCACUGGUAGCCUGGUAACAUACACUCCCAGGUCUUUCUCUGUGGUGGAUAGUGGAGUGUUUCCCAUGUGGUAUUGGUGUGCUGGAUAUCCCUUCACUGGUAGCCUGGUAACAUACACUCCCAGGUCUUUCUCUUUCUCUGUGGUGGAUAGUGGAGUGUUUCCCAUGUGGUAUUGGUGUGCUGGAUAUCCCUUCACUGGUAGCCUGGUAACAUACACUCCCAGGUCUUUCUCUGUGGUGGAUAGUGGAGUGUUUCCCAUGUGGUAUUGGUGUGCUGGAUAUCCCUUCACUGGUAGCCUGGUAACAUACACUCCCAGGUCUUUCUCUGCCUCUGUGGUGGAUAGUGGAGUGUUUCCCAUGUGGUAUUGGUGUGCUGGAUAUCCCUUCACUGGUAGCCUGGUAACAUACACUCCCAGGUCUUUCUCUGUGGUGGAUAGUGGAGUGUUUCCCAUGUGGUAUUGGUGUGCUGGAUAUCCCUUCACUGGUAGCCUGGUAACAUACACUCCCAGGUCUUUCUCUGUGGUGGAUAGUGGAGUGUUUCCCAUGUGGUAUUGGUGUGCUGGAUAUCCCUUCACUGGUAGCCUGGUAACAUACACUCCCAGGUCUUUCUCUGUGGUGGAUAGUGGAGUGUUUCCCAUGUGGUAUUGGUGUGCUGGAUAUCCCUUCACUGGUAGCCUGGUAACAUACACUCCCAGGUCUUUCUCUGCCUCUGUGGUGGAUAGUGGAGUGUUUCCCAUGUGGUAUUGGUGUGCUGGAUAUCCCUUCACUGGUAGCCUGGUAACAUACACUCCCAGGUCUUUCUCUGUGGUGGAUAGUGGAGUGUUUCCCAUGUGGUAUUGGUGUGCUGGAUAUCCCUUCACUGGUAGCCUGGUAACAUACACUCCCAGGUCUUUCUCUGUGGUGGAUAGUGGAGUGUUUCCCAUGUGGUAUUGGUGUGCUGGAUAUCCCUUCACUGGUAGCCUGGUAACAUACACUCCCAGGUCUUUCUCUGCCUCUGUGGUGGAUAGUGGAGUGUUUCCCAUGUGGUAUUGGUGUGCUGGAUAUCCCUUCACUGGUAGCCUGGUAACAUACACUCCAAGGUCUUUCUCUGCCUCUGUGGUGGAUAGUGGAGUGUUUCCCAUGUGGUAUUGGUGUGCUGGAUAUCCCUUCACUGGUAGCCUGGUAACAUACACUCCCAGGUCUUUCUCUGCCUCUGUGGUGGAUAGUGGAGUGUUUCCCAUGUGGUAUUGGUGUGAUGUCUUGUAGGAAAUCCACAGUCAGGGGAACCAAAAUCGAGCUAUUGGAAGCCAUACUAUUUGAGGGAUGAUUGAAUGCUCCGUCGACAUUUACACAACAGAACAAGCAUUUCACCGAUCCCUUAUCACUACAAGAUGGCAAGCUUUACCGAGGGUGAAUUUACCUCCCCACAAAGCUAUAUGCAUCUUGGUAACCAUAAAUGCUUCACAGAGUUUAAUUCCUAACUCGUGGAAAAACAACUUGCAAUUUUCAAAGUUUCGGAAAUCCAAAUUAUCGCAUCAAUGAGAAACCAAAUUGUCCAGUCCAUCUCUACCAUCUGCUCUACCAUACAGUCCCGAGACCUAUCCCUACCUCUCAUAUAUAAGGGAAAGAUAACAUAUGAGAGGAUGGGAUAGGCGCCGGGACUAUGUAGCAGGGCAGAGGGGAGAAAAGGUCCCACGGGAGCCUCCACCCAAAUGGAUUCGACAAUUUGGUUCCACUAUAAUCAUAACUUUCGUCCCACUGAUGCGAUAAUUUUGGCUUCCCAGAUUUUGAAUACGGCAAGUUGUUUUUACACGAGUUAUGGCUACCAAGAUGUGUAUGGCUCUGUGGGGUGGUACCAUAACCCUCAGUAAAGCUUGCCAUCUUGGGAGUGAUAGGGGAUCAGUGAAAUGCUGGUUCUGUUGCGUAAAUGUUGACAGAGCAUUCAGUCAUCGAUCGAGUGAGGUCAGCCAGUCUCAACCUACCCUGCCUCAUCUUCCAAUCACCUCCAUGCAUAAGACUCUCUGUUCAGCGUACUUCUCUCUAAGCAGAUCCGCAUAACAUUUGACCUCUGUUCAGCGUUCCCUCUAAGCAUAUCCGCAGAACACAUGACCUAAAUUUAAGGAACGUUCCCCAUACAACACAACACGGUUACCCUCUAUAUAACAUCAAUGAAGUCAGGGGUGUAUUUAAAAGCAUGAGUGAUUCAGAACAACUUGAGGAGAAUGACAAGAAGACGGAGAAUCUGUUGAUCGGGUAAGCUCUCGGAAG
Eriocheir sinensis (Chinese mitten crab) is the source of this 3124-nucleotide messenger RNA. RefSeq lists its product as uncharacterized. The coding region runs from base 65 to 2122 and encodes 685 amino acids. Lineage: Eukaryota; Metazoa; Arthropoda; Malacostraca; Decapoda; Varunidae. The transcript is spliced from 4 exons. The record is from RefSeq and is a predicted model, not a curated record.